This is a messenger RNA of Aspergillus aculeatinus CBS 121060, 1749 nucleotides long. Its product is annotated as acyl--CoA ligase. The record is from RefSeq and is a predicted model, not a curated record. Gene Ontology annotation, molecular function: CoA-ligase activity. The transcript has 6 exons. The coding region runs from base 1 to 1749 and encodes 582 amino acids. Lineage: Eukaryota; Fungi; Ascomycota; Eurotiomycetes; Eurotiales; Aspergillaceae.
AUGGUCUUCGGUCCCCCCAAAUCGGCCGGCAAAUUGUCGCCCAUUCCCGACAGCAUCUCCCUCGCUGAGUUCAUGCUCACCGAUCUCCACGGCCGCAACCCUCUCGGCUACUCGCAGAACCCUUUUACUUGUGGAGUCACCAGCAAAACUUAUUCAUGGCUGGAUGUGGUAGAUCGCGUCGAGUAUCUGGCGCGCUCGCUCUCGAGCCAAUUCAACUGGCAGCCCAAUGCAGGCAGCGAGUGGGAUAAGACCUUGGCGAUUUUCAGCGUGAAUACCAUUGAUACAUUGACGCUUUCCUGGGCCGUGCAUCGACUGGGUGGAGUAGCCAGUCCCGCUAAUGCGGCCUACUCGGCCGCUGAGCUCAAAUAUCAGCUGCAGGACUCCAAGGCCACUGUGCUAUUCACAUGUGUGCCAUUGUUGAAGACGGCGCUGGAAGCCGCCGAUGCUGCCGGUCUGCCCAGGGAUCGCAUCUUCUUGCUCGAGGUGCCCGCACAACUCACCCCGGGAGCCAAGGCUCCAGCCGAGUUCAAGACGGUGGAUCAUUUGGUCGAAGCAGGGAAGUCGUUGCCAAAAGUGGAAGCUUUGAAUUGGGGCCCUGGGGAGGGGGCUCGUCGGACGGCGUUCCUGUGCUAUUCCAGUGGCACGUCCGGGUUGCCGAAAGGAGUCAUGAUCUCACAUCGCAACGUCAUCGCCAACGUACUACAGAUCAAAGCAUUCGAGCAGGAUUACCGCGAUUCGCGCAAGGAUCCCGGAACGCAAAGUGAACCGACCGAUGUUGUGAUGUGCUUGCUCCCGCAGAGCCAUAUCUACUCCCUCGUGGUGAUGUGUCACGCUGGGCCGUGGAGAGGGGAUAAGGUGGUGGUGCUGCCCAGAUUUGAGCUCGAUUCCUUCUUGGCUUGUAUUCAGGAUUUCAAGAUCACUUCGUUGUUUGUGGUCCCUCCGAUCUUGAUCAACAUGAUUCGCAAUGCGAAGACUUGCACCAAAUACGAUCUCACUGCCGUCAGAUCCGUCUUCACGGGUGCCGCGCCCCUGGGGAUGGAAACCGCCGAAGAGUUCCAGAAACUUUAUCCAUCGGUGACGAUAAGACAAGGAUACGGUUUGACGGAAACAUCGACGGUUGUCACCUCCACGCAUCCUUGGGAUGUAUGGUUCGGCUCCUCCGGCACGAUCCUGCCCGGGGUGGAGGCCAAGCUAGUAACGCCAGAAGGCGAAGAAAUUACAGGCUACGAUACUCCCGGGGAGCUUGUCGUGCGCAGCCCUAGCGUUGUAUUGGGGUACUUAAACAACGACAAAGCCACCAAGGAAACAUUCAAAGACGGCUGGAUGUAUACGGGCGACGAGGCCGUCAUCCGCUUGAGCCCUAAGAAGACCGAGCACGUCUUCAUUGUAGACCGCAUCAAGGAAUUAAUCAAAGUCAAAGGUUUGCAAGUUGCGCCGGCUGAGCUGGAGGCCCAUCUUCUCACGCAUCCUGCCGUGGCGGAUUGUGCGGUGAUCGCGAUCCCCGACGAUUCCGCUGGCGAGGUCCCCAAAGCGAUCGUAGUGAAGUCCCCGUCCGCCACGGGCAGUGAUGAGGAAGUGAUUCAGUCGAUCAAGAAGCACGUCGAGGAGCACAAGGCCCGGCACAAAUGGCUCAAGGGUGGGGUUCGCUUCCUCGAUGUCAUCCCCAAGAGCCCCAGUGGCAAGAUCUUGCGGCGUUUGUUGCGCGACCAGGAGAAGGAGGCCCGCAGACAGGCAGGCUCGAGACUUUAA